GUGUGUGUGUGUGUGUGUGUGCGCGCAGUGAGACUCAUUCAGUGCUGCCGGAUGUUGUGUUUCAUUGUUUCUGAAAAUACGUGUGUGUGUGUGACAUCUAAGAUAUCAAGGGAAAGAAAUCCAGCGUUUGCUUCAGUCAGCAUGUCUCUUCUGUCGCUCCUGCGUUCUCCACGUUUGUCCUUCAUCCAGACGCUGCUGUCUCUGCUAUUGUCGUUGGUUUCUCUCUCGUCCUCGUACUGGUGCGUGGGUCGGCAGAAGGUCCCGAAGCCGCUGUGCUCCCCGUCCCGCCGGCUCAAGUGCACUCCGGUGCACGGCAUGUCGGACGGCUCCUUCUCUUGGGAGACGGGCGACGAUCGCUUCAUCUUCCCCUCGUUCCACGCGGGGCUCUGGACGACCUGCGAGGAGAACAUAUACACCGACGCCUGGGAGGAGAAGUGUCGCAGUUUCAUGGCUCUCACACCUGCAUCAGAAAAAGGGAUCGUGUGGCUGUAUGUCGGGAUGGAGCUGCUGUACAUCAGUCUGUUGUGUGUCAGUUCUCUGCUCUUGUUGCUGCAGUUGUGUCUGUUGUCCUGGUUUCCUCCACAGCAGCGCUGGGGUCAGUUACUGAACGCCUUCGCCGCCGUCUGCACUGUUCUAGGAGGGUUGGUCGGGAUGGUCGCUCACAUGAUGUAUAUGCAGGUUUUCCAGGUCACGAUCUCUCUCGGCCCUGAGGACUUUAAACCUCACAGUUACGGCUACUCGUGGGCCUUUUAUGUGGCGUGGAUCGCCUUCACCUGCUGCAUGUCGUCCGGCGUGUCCACGCUCAACAAUUACACCAAGAAGUUUCUGAUGGUGGGACCCAAAAACAGGAGCGUGUUUUACCCCUGCAGAAACUUCACCUUUCCUCCGCAGCCUCCUCUGCUCUCGCCUCUGUCUCCGUACUUGUCCCCUCCGCUCCCGCCGCCUCCUCCUCGGCCCGCCCCUCUAUCCCCAUGCCCCGCCCCUCUCUCACCCUGCCCAAGCUCUCUUUCGCCAUGCCCCACCCCCGCCUCCCACAGCCCCGCCCCUCUCUCGCCCUCGCGCGCUCUCCUCGACCCGGCCGCGUCUCCUCCCGUCGCUCUGGUUCUGUCUCGGCUGAGCUUUGCGUCUCAGUGUUCAGACGAGGAGUUCAGCCCGCUCUGA
Labeo rohita (rohu) is the source of this 1161-nucleotide messenger RNA. Its product is annotated as germ cell-specific gene 1-like protein. Lineage: Eukaryota; Metazoa; Chordata; Actinopteri; Cypriniformes; Cyprinidae. The record is from RefSeq and is a predicted model, not a curated record. The transcript is spliced from 6 exons. Bases 52 to 1161 code for a protein of 369 amino acids. Gene Ontology annotation, cellular component: plasma membrane.